GUGUGUAUGUAUGUAUUUAUAGAGUGUGCACAAGUGGGAGAGGGCAGAGAUAAAGAGAGACAGAAUCCCAAGCAGGCUCCACACCAUCAGUGCAGAACCUGAUGUGGGGCUGGAACUUAAGAACUGUGAGAUCGUGAACUGAACCCAGAUCAAGAAUUGGAUGCUAAACCGACAGAGCCACCUAGGUGCCCCCCCCCCCCACAGUUUCUAUUUCCAGAGGACUGAAGUCAGUACAUAGGAGAGCUUCAUAUAUUGCAUAUUAUACCUGAAGUAUAGAAAUUAAAACUGUGACCCCAUAAAAAUAUUCUUUGUGGGAUGAUAAUCUUCAUUGUUAUCUGUUAGUUUUAUACAUUAUGUGUAAACAAUAAUUUUCAAUUUGCAUUCUUUACCUUAUGGACUUAUUAAAAAUAUCAGAUUCUGUGUCUCCAUCUCUCUCUGCCCUAUCCCCACUCAUGCUCUGUCUUUCUCUGUCUUAAAAAUAAAAUAUUAAAAAAAUUUUCCAAAAGAGUAAAGUUGCACAUUAAAAUUUAUUUUCAAAAAUAAACAAUAAGCCUUCAAUUUUUACAAUUUAAUAAUAGAAAAAGUUCAAAAUCUUUUAUAAUACAGCAUUUAAAUGAUACAAAAUAAGCCCUCAUUCAGAGUUGUAGCUGCAAGUAGUAGUUAUUUUUUUAAUAGUGGCCAUGAUUUAAAUUUUUUAUUCUUUGAUGAUAAGAAUCCCUUGAUGAUAGUGUUUUCUGUUUAACAGAGUUGAUGACAGAGAAAUGGAGAUAAACAUGGAGGUGAGGAAUGAGACAACAAUCCAAGAAUUCAUUCUGGAAGGGUUUCCUGCCAUCCAGUACCUGGGCAACAUCUUCUUCCUGAUGCAUCUGCUGGCAUAUCUGGCCUCUAUCACAGGAAAUAUGGUGAUCAUCACUAUCACUUGGGCUGACCAUCGCCUCCAGACACCAAUGUAUAUUUUACUCAGCACUUUCUCCUUCUCUGAAUGCUGUCUUAUUACCACAGUUAUUCCUAAACUGCUGUCCAUCUUUCUUUCAGGAAGGCAAACAAUUUCCUUUACUUCUUGUCUCACACAAGCCUUUUCUUUUCUGUUUUUUGGGUCAAUAAUUUUUUUCCUGAUGGCUGUGAUGUCCUUGGAUCGAUACCUGGCCAUUUGCAAACCUCUGCACUACCCGGCCAUCAUGAACCUGAGGGUUAGUUUCCUUCUGGCUUUCUUCUGCAAUGCUUUGUCCUUCAUCUUGAUCACUGGUCUGGUGUUCGAGGUUUCUCAGUUAUCCUUCUGUGGCCCCAAUGUCAUCUCUCAUUUCUUUUGUGACCUCGGCUCCCUGAUUCAUCUCUCUUGUUCUGACACUGGGUCUGUUGAAAUAUAUGUCCUUUUCCUUGCUCUGCUUGUCAUUCUGAUAUCUCUCAUUUUAACCAUCAUUGCAUACAGCAAUAUAGUAGUCACAAUUGUGCGACUUCCAUCAGCCAAGGAGCGACAGAAAGCUUUCUCCACCUGCUCCUCUCACCUCAUCGUCCUCUCUCUGAUGUAUGGCAGCUAUGUCUUUAUAUACAUGAAGCCAAAGCAAACAAAUAGGCUGGACUCCAACAGGGAGGCUGCCCUUGUGAACACAGUGGUGACCCCACUGUUGAACCCUGUCAUCUAUACUCUGUGGAACAAGCAGGUCCACCAGGCUCUAAGGGAUGCUCUGUCCAGGGUGAGGUUGCAGAAACAGAGCUUUGGAGGCCCACAGCAAGCUCUCGAUUUCUUGGAAGAUAAUAGUUGCAAGAGGAGGAAGUCCUGCCUGCCAUGAGGUGACUCCUAUGUGUGACUGGCCUCAGGGACCGUGGUGGUUUGUGGACUUACUGGGGACAACUGGAACAGAAGCAGAAGCUCCUUCAGGCUGGGGGUGAGCACUUUGGUUUCACAAGCAGCACUUUAGGGGAUCUGGCCCACAGUGGGUUAGUGAGAGUGACACAUUCCACACUCCCAGUGGUUAGCCUAUUUUUGAGAUACUACAGCCAAACACCAUCUUGAGAAAAGUCAUUGAUUGAGAGGACUGAAGAGAGAAGAAUGUUCACUGAGUUUCAUGGAAGAGUCAGUGUAUGUGUGCCAGGUUCCCAGAAUAUCCUCUUAAGUAGGUUAAUCCUGUGACCUACUGUCAGUCCCACCACCCUCACAGGCCAGCAUGAACCCAAGGGGUGGGUGGUCAAUUCUGGACUUACAGUUCAUGUCCUGUUGUUGAGCAGCACCCAAUGUCUCUGGUCUCCAGUUUCUUCUAUAAAAUUCUUGAGCUAAAGUAGAUGCUCUCUAAGCCCUGUGUCAUUCCACAGGCCAGUAACUCAUCAGUGAUUAUAACUAAGGGUAGAAACAAGUAAGCUAUGAAGCUAAUCUUUCACUUAAGGUUGAGAAAUCAUCAACAAUAAAUUUACUCCCAUUUUAAAAUGUUUUGUCACCGCAUUUGGAAACAGCAGGUACUCUGGAGUCGGGUAUCCUGGCUAAAGUCCCAGCUAUGUGACCCAAGUUCUCUGGCACUCUCUAAACCUCAGUUUCUGCUUCUAUAAAAUAAGGGGUUCAUGGUGUUUGGGAAGAGUCAUAGAAAUACUGAAUUUCAAUGACCCAACACAGAACAAGCAUAGAUCCUCAACAGAUGAUGAUGACAGCUUGGACAACAGAAUGUGUUGCAUUAUUAAAAGGGAUAUUCAAAGGGAAUAUUACUAACAUUACUCUUAUGUUUACUUACAAACUGAUAAUAUCAUUAAAAACAAUAAAAUAUAGAACUACAAAAAUGUCAAUAACCCUGCCUACGGCUGAUAUUAUAUUUAAGCAUUAUAUUAAAGAUCAUAGCAUUACAGUUAGACUUGAGGAGCAACAGGAAACAUUAGCAUCAUAUGUCAAGUGAGUUACACGCUUUAAUUCUCACAAGAACAUAAACAGGUAGAUCUUAUCAGUUUCAUUUUGCUGAGGGUGAAAAUGAAGUUCACAAGGUUAGCUAACUUUCCAAAGAUGACCCAUCUCAGGGGUUAGAACACACUGUUGAACUAGUAUUGAAUUCAGGUCCAUCUGAUUCAAGAACCAAUUGACUAAACUACUUAGCCAUCAGUCUAGCCACCUUCUUGGAUUGGCAAAUACCUUAAGCAUGCUCCUCUAAAAGCUUGUGGUUGCUGAUUU
This is a messenger RNA of Acinonyx jubatus (cheetah), 3148 nucleotides long. Its product is annotated as olfactory receptor 6C74-like. Bases 762 to 1790 code for a protein of 342 amino acids. The record is from RefSeq and is a predicted model, not a curated record. Gene Ontology annotation, cellular component: membrane. The transcript is spliced from 2 exons. Gene Ontology annotation, biological process: G protein-coupled receptor signaling pathway. NCBI's taxonomy places the organism in Eukaryota, Metazoa, Chordata, Mammalia, Carnivora, Felidae. Gene Ontology annotation, molecular function: G protein-coupled receptor activity; olfactory receptor activity.